Molecule: messenger RNA, 2061 nt
Organism: Rhizoctonia solani
Lineage: Eukaryota; Fungi; Basidiomycota; Agaricomycetes; Cantharellales; Ceratobasidiaceae
Product: ICE-like protease (caspase) p20 domain protein
Exons: 4
Coding region: 1-2061 (686 amino acids)
Biological process (GO): proteolysis
Molecular function (GO): cysteine-type endopeptidase activity
Source: RefSeq, a predicted model, not a curated record
AUGUCUACCGCUCCCCAAAGGAUUCCCGCAUACGUGCUUAUCAUUGCUAUUAAUGGGCAUAAUCUCUUUGCUCCCGAAUCCGAUGCAUACCGACUGCGCGACACAUUGGUUCAGAUUGGUAUUCCAGAGUAUGCUAUUCAACUACUCAUUGGUGCGCAUGCAACUCGCAAUGCAAUCAUUCACCACCUGCGUAAUAUCGCGACGAACCCCAACAUCUUGAAGGACGCACCUAUCAUUAUCUAUUUUGCUGGUCAUGGUGUGCAACAGAGGUUCCCCAUCCCCGGCCUUGGAACUAUCAACGCCGAAUGUAUCAUUCCAUUCGAUACUCUAUCUAGCGGAAAUCAGGUGCUGCCUAUUCCCGACAUAACAAUAUCUGCACUCCUUGGCGAGAUCGCAAAGGAGAAAGGCGAUCAGAUUAUGCUUCUACUCGAUUGCUGUCACUCUGGAAGCGGAUCUCGCGAUAGUGACAACGAAAGUCGUGGAAAAUUGCCAGAUGGCCUCUUGAAUAUCGAUGGGGAAGAAUUCAAGAACGAAGAUGGUGAUAUCUGGGCCAGCUUCCUUCGGGAGAAUGGCAGUGCAGAUGUAGGUCCCAAGUCCCGGUCUAUAGCUACGUCUAGCCCGGGCUCGCUCCGCUACCAAGGAAUCAAGUCUCACACCCUCAUCGCUUCCUGUCGUGAAUACGAGGAAUCCUUCGAAUACUCUAAAAGCGGGCAGGCUCCUACAGGUGUCUUUACCUCCGCCCUGAUAGAUGCGUUCCAUGACUGUCAAGAAACUGGAAUGAUAUGGGACGUAACCUAUACAGGGUUCUUUUUUCGUCUCAAGAGCUUCAUGAACGAUGAUAUUCAAGGCCUCCAGCGGCAAUUCGGGCGAGACAAAUUCAACCAAACGCCUCAGUUAGAAGGGUACAAUCUAGAGCGGCGUGUCUUUGCUACCCCAGCACUCCCUCAUCGCGACCACGCUAUCGCCCCUAUCACAGCUACGGGAAGGCCCGAUCAUUAUAUCAUUCCCGUUAGCUCACUUGCAGGGGUGCGCCCAGACUCUGAAUUCGAGGUGUACGACUAUUCUCAAGGCCAGCCCCGCACCAAAGGUCGUUUCCGCGUAUCGGCCAUUGACGAAGCCCGUGGCAGCACCACAAUCGUGGGUAGCGGCCAAAAUCCACGGCUCAGCCCUGACGCCUAUGCCGUCCUGUGCAUACUACCUCCUCCACUUUACAUAGAACUAUCGCCUCAUCUUUAUCAGAUAUGGACGUCCCCCGAUUUCCAGAGCGAUCUAGGAAAACGGCUGAAUGCAAACUACCCAGUCGACCGUUUUAUUGCUCUCGUUCGACCCGGGCAGGCUUCAAAACUGCGCGUUUCACCGUCCGCAUCGACGGGUGGGAUCAAGAUAGAACCCACAGACGGUCGGAGCCGCUCGAUUGCACUGCGUGACCAGCGUGCUUCUCGUCUAUCCGAUGCGCUCGCCAAGGCUGUGAUGUUUUAUUACCAUCUCGAGCGCCAGGUUGUUGUCCCUCGUAAUGACACGCCAUUCGAAUUGCAAGCUUUUGAAUUGAUCGACUCGGUUCCGAACGAUAUACACUAUCGUAGCAUACUCGUCCCCGAUUCAAGGCGAUCUAUCAAUUUCUCCCCUAAUGAAGAGACUCGCAUCUAUCAUUCAAACGCUCAUUUCGGGCUGUAUCUCAAGAAUCGUACGAGCUAUUCAUACUACAUCUAUAUAUUCUAUUUCGAUCCGAACGAUUUUUCGAUAACACCCAUUUAUCUUCCUCCAACAGACAUGCCCUCAGUACCCAAAGAAGGGGAGCUUACGAUCGGUUAUGGAAACAAUGGCGCACCCCCGUUGACUUUCACGGUCGCUCCUGGCUUGACCACCGAUCCUGGUUUCUUCAAGAUCUUCUAUUCGACUAGUCCAUCCGAAGUGGGGGCUAUCAAGCAAAAAGGCGUCGAUCCUAACCAGCGCGGUACCCCUCGCCCAGGAACACCUUAUUACCAGCCGACCUCGCCCUCGUAUGGUUCGGUGUUAUAUCCAAUUGCUGUUUUCAGCCGUCCUCCGGGCUCGAGACAUUAG